Messenger RNA from Bubalus bubalis (water buffalo), 1898 nucleotides. It is a transcript of the gene CAPZA2, whose product is annotated as capping actin protein of muscle Z-line subunit alpha 2. NCBI's taxonomy places the organism in Eukaryota, Metazoa, Chordata, Mammalia, Artiodactyla, Bovidae. Gene Ontology annotation, molecular function: actin filament binding. Gene Ontology annotation, cellular component: F-actin capping protein complex; actin cortical patch. The transcript has 10 exons. The record is from RefSeq and is a predicted model, not a curated record. Gene Ontology annotation, biological process: barbed-end actin filament capping; actin cytoskeleton organization. The coding region runs from base 244 to 1104 and encodes 286 amino acids.
ACGGCGGUAGGCAACGCCUCCCCAUUCCCUGGCCGCGGAGAUACCCGCGCACGCGCACAGCCGUCCUUCGGGCCCGUGAGCCGGGUGGAGGGAGGCGGGGCUCCCAGGGCGCGUGCGCGGGCGGCCUGGGCUGUGAGCCCCUCCCUUGGCGGGGGCGCGCAGCGAGGAGGACCGCACGGAAAGGGGGAAGUCAGGUGCCCGCUACCGCCGCCGCCGCUACCGCGGUUUGUCGCCAGAAGAAAAAUGGCGGAUCUGGAGGAGCAGUUGUCUGAUGAAGAGAAGGUGCGCAUAGCAGCCAAGUUCAUCAUUCAUGCUCCUCCUGGAGAAUUUAAUGAAGUGUUUAAUGAUGUUCGGUUACUACUUAAUAAUGAUAAUCUUCUCAGGGAAGGAGCAGCCCAUGCAUUUGCACAAUAUAACUUGGACCAGUUUACCCCAGUAAAAAUUGAAGGUUAUGAAGAUCAGGUACUGAUAACAGAACAUGGUGACCUGGGAAAUGGAAAGUUUUUGGAUCCAAAAAACAGAAUCUCUUUCAAAUUUGAUCACUUAAGAAAGGAAGCAACUGAUCCAAGACCAUAUGAAGCAGAAAAUGCAAUUGAAUCAUGGAGAACUUCAGUAGAAACUGCCCUACGAGCUUAUGUAAAAGAACAUUAUCCGAAUGGCGUCUGCACUGUAUAUGGUAAAAAAAUAGAUGGACAGCAAACCAUUAUUGCAUGCAUAGAAAGCCAUCAGUUUCAAGCAAAAAACUUUUGGAAUGGUCGUUGGAGGUCAGAGUGGAAGUUUACAAUCACUCCUUCAACCACUCAGGUGGUUGGCAUCUUGAAAAUUCAGGUUCAUUAUUAUGAAGAUGGUAAUGUUCAACUAGUGAGUCAUAAAGAUAUACAAGAUUCCCUAACAGUGUCUAAUGAGGUGCAAACAGCAAAAGAAUUUAUAAAGAUUGUAGAGGCUGCAGAAAAUGAAUACCAGACUGCCAUCAGUGAGAAUUACCAGACGAUGUCAGACACUACUUUCAAAGCCUUACGUCGGCAGUUGCCAGUUACACGCACUAAGAUUGAUUGGAACAAGAUCCUUAGUUACAAGAUUGGAAAAGAGAUGCAGAAUGCAUAAGAUGAACAUUGCAUGACCGGAUCAUUUUAGUGUCUUUGCGUUAAAAAAAAAAAAUCAUUGCAAAAGUAUUCAAAACUGUCAAGCUACCCAGUCAGAGGGCUGUUGCCAUUUAAAAUCACUGUAAUUAAUUAGUUUGGUUAGAGCACAAAGCUUAGCUAAUCAACCAUUUUUUUUAAUUUCUUUUAUUCAGAGAAAACUGAAAAUCAGUUUAGUUUAAAUGUCUUUUACUUUCUGUUGUGUCUUUCUUUCUUACAAUGAAGACAUGAUUCCUCUAGUUUAAUGUCAAAAGUUUUUGAAGUGUUUCAAAAAAUGUUUUACUUACCGUAACCCUAAAGUUGUUGUCUUUUGGUCUAUGAAGUGGGUAACUGUUGCUCUUUGCCCAGUCCUUUUUAAUGGGGUCAAUAAUGGACAUUCUAGUAUAAGGUGGUUGAUGGAUUUAGCCAUAUAUGCUGCUAAAGAAAUUGUCUACCUUUCCCACCUCACCUCUUUCAUUUAUGUAAGAUUGAGAUUAGAGGGAAAGCAUUUUCUAUUAUCAAUUGUGUUUAAACCUUCAAGACGGUUAUUUAGCUAGCUUAGUGUUUAACUGAACUUUUUUUAAACAAGGCCAAGGUCUAAUGCUGUUUUGAGAUUCUGAAUUAAAUGAAAAUUCUUAUUUCAGAAAUGCAUUUAAUGCUUUUUUUUUCUUGUGACAGUUAUGCAAAUUAGCUUGGAUUCCAUAUGUCCCUGAGUUAUUUUUAUCAUAAAGCCACAAAUGUAUUAUAAGGCAAAUUGUAAUAUAUAUAAUCCUAAACUCA